AUGAAUAAUGAGGAGCCGUUAAUUUACUGGUUAAACGACAAUCUCAACAAGUCUGAAGAAUUCAAUGUGCUGACAGGCGAGCGACAUUACAAGAUUCAGAACUUUACACCAUUUACAGAGUACAAGUUGAAGUUUACUUUAAGUAAUUUUUACUUUCAUCAAUUAUCAAUAAAUCCGUUCGAUUCGAACGUGAUACAAAUAAAAACUAAUUUGGGUAAGCUUAAUGCACCAGAAAACAUAAGUGUUUUAGCUUUGACGCCUACUAUAGUAGUAGUUCAUUGGAUGCCACCCAAGAAAUUGAACUGCGUGGUUGUAUAUGAAGUGCAUUGGAAGUUAGUGAAUGACACGCAACAAGAGAAUAAACAAUUUAUCUAUGUGCCGAAACGUGUGGCAGAUGGCAGAUUUUUCACAAAGAUUAACUUGUCGCUACCAGUACAAGAUUACUUGAUAUAUGUGCGUGUGUAUCCAAGUAAUUUCAGCGAUUUCUACAACGAGAGUUUAAGCAAGAUCGAUCACAUAUACUCAGAACCAAACAAUAUUACUAUGAGCGAGGCCAACACAAAUAGCAUGAACAUUUCAUGGAUCUCAAACGUCAAUCUGACGAUCUCUUCAGCACUAGAGUAUAAAAACAUUUCAACAAAAAAGUGGCAAACAACGAAUGAUAUUAGAACGAAUUAUAACGAAGAAGUAAUAUACCAUAUCAAAAAUUUACAAUCGGGGACUUCAUACCAGUUUCGCUUGAUAUUGAGAUAUCUCGAAUAUGAGGAAAAUUUUACAUGGCCAGCUGAUGAAAGAUUUAAUUUUUCAACAGGUGAUAGCAAACGUGGUGUAUCAAGGAAAAGUGAAAAACUUAGAAAGUUCGGGCACAGAGAUAUUCGUUGCAAUAAAAACGCUUCGGAAAGAUGCUUCUUCCCAUGAGAAAAAGAGAUUGUUAAAGGAAGCCGAGCUUAUGAAUCGUUUUCGACACAAACAUAUAUUAAGAUUGUUGGCGUUUGUUUAGAUGGGAUUUCUCCGUUUCUAGUGUUCGAAUUAAUGGAAACUGGUGAUUUGUCAAAAUAUUUGAGAGAUUGUCGAAAUUUGGAAGCGUCAGAUUCGCACGCUCUGCGUUUGCAGGAUUUGUUCGCCAUGUACGAAGAUGUUGCGUGAGGUUAUUGCUACUUGGAAGAAUUGCGUUUCGUACAUAAAGAUCUAGCGUGUCGCAAUUGUUUAGUAUCUUCGAGAAAUCGCGAGAAUCGUAUUAAAUUGGAGAUUUUGGAUUAGUUAGAGAUAUCUACAAGGAUGAUUAUUAUCGCAUG
Messenger RNA from Camponotus floridanus (Florida carpenter ant), 1295 nucleotides. Its product is annotated as protein sevenless-like. Gene Ontology annotation, molecular function: protein binding. The transcript has 3 exons. Bases 1 to 918 code for a protein of 305 amino acids. Lineage: Eukaryota; Metazoa; Arthropoda; Insecta; Hymenoptera; Formicidae. The record is from RefSeq and is a predicted model, not a curated record.